AUGUCAAAUCUUGCAAAACUUGAUUUUGUUACCCUUGACAUUUCGGUAAAAAAUUAUUUGUCAUGGGUGUUUGAUGCUGAAAUACAUUUGAAUGCUAAUGGACUUGGACAAACCAUCAAGGAUGGUAAUCAAGAAUCCUUACAAAACAGCGCAAAAGCAAUGAUUUUCCUCCGACAUCAUUUGCAUGAGGAUUUAAAAAUUGAAUAUUUAACUGUGAAAGAUCCACUUGAAUUGUGGAAAAAUUUGGAGGAAAGGUAUAACCACCAGAAGAUGGUAAUUUUACCGAAAGCUCGUUAUGAUUGGAUGCAUUUACGAUUACAAGAUUUCAAAAUAGUUAGUGAAUAUAAUUCAAUCAUAUUUCGAAUCAGUUCUCAAUUGAAAUUAUGCGGAGAGAGGAUUGUUGAUUCUGAUAUGCUAGAGAAAACAUUCUCUACUUUUCAUGCCUCGAAUAUGCUCUUGCAGCAGCAAUAUCAAGAGAAAGGGUUCACAAAAUAUUCUGAUUUGAUUUCGUGUUUGCUUGUGGCUGAACAAAACAAUGAACUACUAAUGAAAAAUCAUAAAUCUUGUUCUAUUGGCUCUGCUCCAUUCCCUGAAGUGAAUGCGAUAACAUAUGAAAACUCCAAACGAGGACGUGGUCGAACCCAUGGGCGUCGUGGCCAUGGCGUAGUCAUGGAAGAGGACGUGGUUGGAAUAAAUAUCAGAAAAAUUAUGGUGAUAAUAAAGAUGCAUCUUACCACCAGAAGUGGACAAAUUAUGAAGAAAAAUGGUUUAAAGGCAAAAAAGGAUCAAGUAACAAAUCAGAAAAUAUAUGUUAUUGAUGUGGUGUACAAGGGCACUGGUUGCGUACCUGUCGUACACCAAGGCACCUUGUCGAUCUCUAUCAAGCAUCAAUAA
Molecule: messenger RNA, 894 nt
Organism: Dioscorea cayenensis subsp. rotundata (Guinea yam)
Lineage: Eukaryota; Viridiplantae; Streptophyta; Magnoliopsida; Dioscoreales; Dioscoreaceae
Exons: 1
Coding region: 1-894 (297 amino acids)
Source: RefSeq, a predicted model, not a curated record